CUUCCGGUUAUAUGUCAAUUUUCUAUUUACAUUUUAUGACACAUCAAAUGUGCCUAGUUUCUGAUUGAACAAAUGGCUUUUCAUCCCCAUUCAGACGCGGACGAGACGUUUGAUUAUUUGUUUAAAAUUGUUUUAAUUGGUGAUGCCGAUGUGGGUAAAACUUGUGUCGUUCAGAGGUUCAAAUCUGGAACGUAUGUGGAGAAACAUGCGAGCACGAUAGGUGUCGAUUUCACCAUGAAGACCCUUCAGAUUGAUGGGAAACUUGUGAAGUUACAGAUCUGGGAUACUGCUGGUCAGGAAAGGUUCCGUACUAUCACACAGAGCUACUACAGAAGUGCAAAUGGUGUUAUCAUGGCAUAUGACAUCACAAAAAGAACAUCAUUUGAUAGCAUCCCGCGAUGGCUUGACGAUGUUAAAAGAUACGCAGGACCAAGUAUUGUACAGAUUCUUAUAGGGAACAAAAGAGAUUUGGAGAAUAUGAGGGAGGUGAAUUUUUCUGAAGCUAACUCAUUUGCUCAACACCAAAACAUGAUAGCUCACCUGGAAACUUCGGCAAAGGAAAAUACUAAUGUUGAUGAAACAUUUACAAAACUUGCUAAGGAACUGAUGAGAAGAUAUGGUGGUGAUGUAACACUGGACAGCGCUGCUGAUUCAGGACGCGUAAAUCUGGAUUCAAGAUCUGUGGGUGGAGGGUUCGGCUGCUGUUCCACCUGAGUCCACAAACCCCCACCCCAAAUUAUAUUCUUAUGUGAUUAUAACUGAAAAAAGAUAUAUCAUAGUCAUGAGGCACUGACUUGGAGUUAGAACAGCAAAGUGGUCCAAGAUUUUAAAAAGUCUUUCAGUUCAUUAGUAAAUAAAAUUAAAGUCAAAAAAUCAGUCCCAUAUGAAAAAAACAACAGGAGUGGAGAAAAAGUUUUUAAUAUAAGAUAUUUUUAGUUAUAAAGCAGUAUGGAGGUAGAAACAUUCCUUGUCUUCUUGCAGUUACGUUGGAGCAAUUGACAUGAUACAGGAAGGUUUUGGAAAUGAAGAAUUAAUACCAGACUGAGAGCUUGCAGUUUCCAUGUGAUUAUAUAAUCUAGUAUGCUGCUUUGGGAUCUUUCAGAAAUAAGAGACAGUUGCUUCUUUUUAACGACUAGAGAAUGACGAAAUCACAUAUGAGCCACGCCAUGAGAAAACCAACAUAGUGGCUUUGUGACCAGCAUGGAUCCAGACCAGCCUGCGCAUCGGCGCAGUCUGGUCAAGAUCCAUGCUGUUCGCUUACAGUUUCUCUAAUUGCAAUAGGCUUUGAAAGCGAACAGUAUGAAUCCUGACCAGACUGUGCAGAUGCGCAGGCUGGUCUGGAUCCAUGCUGGUCGCAAAGCCACUAUGUUGGUUUUCUCAUGGCGCAGCUCAUAUUGAGACUAUGUAAUCAAGCAGAAAAUGCCAAUUGUCCUUCACUCUCUACAGGUCCACUAUUUUAAUUCUGUAUUAAAAUUUUGUGUUGGUUAUUACUUUGAUUUACAAUGAAAGACAACUAAUAUUGGACCUGUAGUUCCUAAUGCAUAAUAUCUAUGAUAGAAAGUAGAGAUUUCCAUGCCGGUUGGCAAUUUGGCAAAAUAAGUAGAGCAGGCUUGUGGUAUGGUGAUAUGUCAAUUAAACAUGCCGGUUGACAAUUUGACAAAAUCAGUAGAGCAGACUUGUGGUAUGGUGAAAUGUUUUGAGGAAACCACAGAAUUGUAUGCCAGCAAAGUUAAAUGAUUUUACAGUUGUCUAGCUGGACUUUAUUUUUAUGCCCCCAAAGGGAGGCAUAUAGUUUUUGAACCGUCUGUCAGUCUGUCCGCAAUUUUCGUGUCCGGUCCAUAUCUUUGUCAUCGAUGGAUGGAUUUUCAAAUAACUUGGCAUGAAUGUGUACCACAGUAAGACGACGUGUCGCGCGCAAGACCCAGGUCCGUAGCUCAAAGGUCAAGGUCACACUUAGACGUUAAAGGAUAGUGCAUUGAUGGGCGUGUCCAGUCCUUAUCUUUGUCAUCAAUGUAUGGAUUUUCAAAUAACUUGGCAUAAAUGUGUACCACAGUAAGACCACAUGUUGCGCGCAAGACCCAGGUCCGUAGCUCAAAGGUCAAGGUCACACUUAGACGUUAAAGGAUAGUGCAUUGAUGGGCGUGUCCGGCCCAUAUCUUUGUCAUCGAUGGAUGGAUUUUCAAAUAACUUGGCAUGAAUGUGUACCACAGUAAGACGACGUGUCGUGCGCAAGACCCAGGUUCGUAGCCCAAAGGUCAAGGUCACACUUAGACGUUAAAGGAUAGUGCAUUGAUGGGCAUGUCAGGUCCAUAUCUUUGUCAUCGAUGGAUGGAUUUUCAAAUAACUUGGCAUGAAUGUAUACCACAGUAAGACGACGUGUCGUGCGCAAGACCCAGGUUCGUAGCUCAAAGGUCAAGGUCACACUUACACGUUAAAGGAUAGUGCAUUGAUGGGUGUGUCCAGUCCAUAUCUUUGUCAUCGAUGGAUGGAUUUUCAAAUGACUUGGCAUGAAUGUGUACCACAGUAAGACGACAUGUCGCGCGCAAGACGCAGGUCCGUAGCUCAAAGGUCAAGGUCACACUUAGACGUUAAAGGAUAGUGCAUUGAUGGGCGUGUCCGGCCCAUAUCUUUGUCAUUGAUGGAUGGAUUUUCAAAUAACUAUGCAUGAAUGUGUACCACAGUAAGACGACGUGUCGCGCGCAAGACCCAGGUCUGUAGCUCAAAGGUCAAGGUCACACUUAGACGCUAAAGGAUAGUGCAUCGAUGGGCGUGUCCGGUCCAUAUCUUUGUCAUCGAUGGAUGGAUUUUCAAAUAACUUGGCAUGAAUGUGUACCACAGUAAGAUGACGUGUCACAUGCAAGACCCAGGUCCGUAGCUCAAAGGUCAAGGUCACACUUAGACGUUAAAGGUCAUUUUUCAUGAUAGUGCAUUGAUGGGCAUGUCCGGUCCAUAUCUUUGUCAUUCAUGCAUGGAUUUUAAAAUAACUAUGCAUGAAUGUGUGACACAGUAAGACGACAUGUCGCGCGCAAGACCCAGCUCCGUACGUCAAAGAUCCUAAACUCUAACAUCGGCCAUAACUAUUCAUUCAAAGUGCCAUCGGGGGCAUGUGUCAUCCUAUGGAGACAGCUCUUGUUUUAUAGUAAAAUUUGCAAGCUCUGUAACUUAAUGAACAUUUUAACAUUCUCAUUUUAAAAUAAGUAAGCUGCUGUAUUGCUGAUACAAGAUACUCGAGAAUGAUUUACCGGUAUGUUUCAUAUAAUAUAUGGCCAAAGGUAGUUGUUUGUUUAGGGUGACGGGACCCAAAAACCCCAAAAAACUUCCAUUGCAUGUAACAAAAUUUUCAUAAGCAAAAAGGAAGUUUUAAAGGGCAAAAAUUUGAAAAAGACGUUUGAUUAGUAAAUACAAUUUCUUAUGAUUUCUAUCUACUAGGUAUGACACUAGCAAUUCUGACCAGAGAACCUAAAGAUUUCUGAUGUCCUGUCUAUAAAGAAUGGCCCAACUACCCUCACUACAAGUUUUGAAGGUGUCACCCUAAACAAACACCUUUUUGAGGCUUUGAACAUCAUAAUAACAUUUUUUUUUGUACUUGGUUGUCUGGAAUGGGGUAUAGUGUUCAUUUUUGGGGGCAUUGGUCUAAAUAGUCAACUAUUUUGAGAAGAUUGCAUUUUUCAGAAAAUAAUUAUUAUUCAAACUUACAAGCAUAAUUAUGUUUUUAUAUUCUCAUUGUCUCAAUACAUUUAUACAAAAUGUAAACCUUUGUAUUUUGGGAAAUUUAUUGAUACUUACUAUUACUAAGUAUCUUUUUAGGGAAUUGUUUUUCUUCAAACUUACAGAUUAAAUUUUUAGCUCUUG
Molecule: messenger RNA, 3852 nt
Organism: Mercenaria mercenaria
Lineage: Eukaryota; Metazoa; Mollusca; Bivalvia; Venerida; Veneridae
Product: ras-related protein Rab-43-like
Exons: 4
Coding region: 73-714 (213 amino acids)
Molecular function (GO): GTP binding; GTPase activity
Source: RefSeq, a predicted model, not a curated record